AAUCAGGACUUAAAUUCUGCACAGCACAGGCACUGAGACCUUUUUGUCCUGGGAGAACAAAACUUACAUUUCCUCUGCUGUAUUUGAGCUGCGAGGGCAUUUCAAUGGGGAGUCUUCAAGGAGUUUCUCUCUUUGUGGUGCUGAGUGUGCUCCUCCUCACUGGUACCAGUGUCCAAGCAGGGAAGAUUUUGGUGUUCCCAGUGGAUGGCAGCCACUGGGUCAACAUGAACCUGCUGAUCCAAAACCUUCAUGCUAAGGGCCAUGAGGUCACUGUUGUUCGAACAGCCACUAGUUGGUAUGUCAAAGAAUCUGCGCAACAUUUUCGCACCAUUACUGUCACACUGCCAGAAGCCAUAGUCAUUGAAAAGGAGGACUUCUUUGUGAAUUUUCUCAUGAAAAUGCUGGAAAUUAAGAAGGAAGGUUCAUUAUCCGGUUUUGUUAAGUUUUACUGGGAGAUGCUGAAUGCACUGUCGGACAUUCACAAACAGGCCAGCUUAUUGGGAGUGGAAAUGUUUGAGAACAAGACUCUUAUGCAGAGUAUUCGGGACACUCAGUUUGAUGUGGUCCUGGUUGAUCCAGGUUUACCUGUCGGAGUUCUGGUGGCUCAUGAACUAAAGCUGCCAACAGUUUAUAAUGUGAGAUGGAUCACCAGUGGAGAAGGCCAUUUUGUUGUGGCUCCUUCUCCAACUUCAUAUGUUCCAACUUCUGCACACCCUGUGACCGACAAGAUGACAUUUAUCGAAAGAGUCAAAAAUACAUUGUUCUAUUUUCUAAACACAUGCAUUGACAAGUUUGUUGUGUGCCCUCACUAUGAUAGACUGGUGUACAAGUACUUUGGUCCAGACAUGAAGUUCUAUCACCUUCUUCAAGGUGCAGACAUCUGGCUCAUGAGGGUAGACUUUGUCUUUGAAUUCCCCAGGCCUACCAUGCCAAACAUUGCCUACAUUGGUGGAUUUCAGUGCAAGCCCUCCAAGCCUUUAUCCAAAGAGCUGGAAGACUUUGUUCAAAGUUCAGGAGAGCAUGGUGUCCUCCUGAUGUCUCUGGGUACACUGGUUAAAGGUCUACCAACAGACAUCACCUCAGAAAUAGCUGCUGCUUUUGCCCAGCUUCCUCAGAAAGUCAUAUGGAGGCAUGUUGGUGAGCGACCCAGCAACUUGGGCAACAAUACCCUUUUGGUUAAGUGGAUGCCACAGAACGACCUGUUGGGUCAUUCAAAGACUAAAGCCUUUGUGGCCCACGGCGGCACUAACGGUGUGUACGAGUCCAUCUACCAUGGAGUGCCCAUCAUCGGCAUCCCCCUUCUGUUUGACCAGUUUGAAAACAUCCUGAGACUGCAAGCGCGAGGAGCAGCGAGGGCUGUGGAUGCAACACAGAUCACACGAAAGAACUUCCUGGAAGCAGUGCAAGAUGUCAUUAACAAUCCCUCCUACAGAAAGAACAUGAAGCGCCUGUCCACUCUCCAUCGGGAUAAGCCAAUGCAUCCUUUGGAUACUGCAGUGUACUGGAUAGAGUUUGUCAUGAGGCAUAAAGGGGCCGCACAUUUACGAACAGAGUCUUAUAAGAUGCCUUGGUAUUCUUAUUAUUCUGUGGAUGUUUUUGUCUUCUUGUUGGCAAUUUUGCUGAUGCUGACAGCUGCUGUGGUAGGUUUCAUACGAUUCCUCUGCUUUCAGCUGAGCAGGAAGAAAAAAUCUAAGCAAGACUAAGUCAGAGCUCUGAACCAGAAGGCUGUUUAUUUAACUUGUCUUGUAAGAAUACACAUUUGCAUUUGCAGGUUUUACAUAAAACAGUUUUCUAGUCUUAGGCAAAUUUUAAAAUGAUUGAAUCAAUUCUCAAAUAUGCAAAAGUUCAUAAUAGAUCCAAUAAUGUCAUUAUUCAUUGUUUUUAUUGUAAGAGGAGAAGCAGUGGCAAUAUCAUGGAAAUGAAAUGCACUUCUGUAGUCAGUUGUCAUCUUAUUGACAGCCUAUAAACAUGGCAUUUUGCUGCCCUAGAGCAUCCAGGUGAGUGCUAACAUUGGCAAUUGUAGAAGCAAUUGUUUAUGCCCAAUAAUGAAAAGCUGUAGGGAAAUUUACUAGAUUACUCAGAUUACUAGAGAGAAUAAUUAUUCAAAAGUUGGCAUAACUCACACAAAUCUCCAGUGGGGUUUGAUCUGGCAGCAAUUAAUGAGACAUCUCCUAAGCCCCACACACACACAAAAAAAAACUGGCAAAUAUGUGAACAGGUUCUCCUCCAUUUGUUUAUUCAUUUAACUCUUUUUCACUUCCUGUCAUCCCUCUCUAAUUUUGUCUACUCUUAGUGAGUGUUCCCCACUGCUCUGUUGUUGUAUUGUUGUUUCAGAAUAAAUACUAUCAGAUCUCAGCGAAUUUGUCUAACAUUCAGACUGUGAAAUAUUCAGGAAGUUUGGAAAGCCCUCAAAACCUCUUGAAGGCUUUGUUUAGCAUAUUAAAUGCUAGAUUUAAUGAGAGGACAUAAGAAAAAUGUUGAAGAACUAUGGCUUGUUUGAAUUAGUUGAAAGAGAAAGUCUUUCCUCUAAGAAGAGAACAUCGUCAAACAAGUUGCACCUAUUUGAACUGCAAAACUUCUGGAUCAGUGUUUGACAAACUCUAGCAGCAUUUAAUUUGUUGUGUUCUUUUCUUUUUUGUACACUGAACUUGAAUGAACUUGAAUGACUAGGUGAGUUAUCUCCUGACCUGGUCAUUCAGGUCAGGAAACUGACAGCGUGUCACUGCAGGAUCAAUGACACUAGUCCUCUAUUAGUCCCGUGUUGGCUGGAUUAUUAAUGUUUUCAUUUAUUCUGAGACUGCAAGCGCGAGGAGCAGCGAUUGACACAAGUUCACCAGUGUCUCUGCGUGAACUUUACUGUUAAACGAUGUCAUGUACUGUCCUGCUGAUGAAGAUCCAUAAUAAUCCACUAACAAAUGCUAUUUAAUUCUGUGUUUGAAACAUUUGCUUUACAAUCAAUGACAGUAUUAUUGUUCAGUCACAGCUGCCUUGAAGCUUUAAGUGAUUUACUCUAAUCAUCAAAUUGUUAGCAAGCUGGCAAUAUUUAAUACAUUCUUUAAAUAAAAAGUGUGCAAUUCUUUAUAGUGUAAUUGUGUAACUAUUUUACAGCAUACUCACCGUCAACAAUAUGUAGCUGACAUGUAAGCAUUGACAUAAAACAAAAACAAAUCAGA
Molecule: messenger RNA, 3173 nt
Organism: Poeciliopsis prolifica (blackstripe livebearer)
Lineage: Eukaryota; Metazoa; Chordata; Actinopteri; Cyprinodontiformes; Poeciliidae
Product: UDP-glucuronosyltransferase 2C1-like
Exons: 2
Coding region: 105-1703 (532 amino acids)
Molecular function (GO): UDP-glycosyltransferase activity
Source: RefSeq, a predicted model, not a curated record